AUAGCAGAAAAUCAUGUUCCCCGGACUGAAAUUCCAGUUGUUCUCGGAUGAAUAGUUUAAUCCCCCCACGUGCACCGUUGUUGAUUUCCCCUACCAUGCAGACAACCACGUAUUGUUUAUUGUCUUAACAAAUCAUGAAAUCCAACAAAAGGAACUUUCCAUCUAGCCGCAUGCUCAGCCUGCAGCCUGCACAUAUAAAUCAUCGCCAAAGCGUUGGCUUAAUCACAUUCACCACCGCAAUCUCAUUCAAGAACACCAACAAUGGCUAGGUUUCUUGCAUGCUUCAUCUUGAUCACCGCCGCUUCCAUGUUAGCGUCGGCUGAGAGUGAAGAUAAACUAGUCAUAGCAGAAGCUCCCACCGCCGCCCGGAAACUUGGAAAGCAUACGCUUUUGCAAGGGAAGAUGAGUGCGAGGUCGAGACGGCUAAGCCCCGCAGAGUCCCCUUAUAAGGCUGAAGAAAACGGGGUGUUUUCAGGCGAAGUGAGCGCCUCGGGGGAGGAAACUGGAGGUGAAGAGGUGAUGAGAAGCAACCACCACCACCACCACUCCAUCGAUAAAUCGGUUGCAGGUGGUGGGGUGAUUCUUGGGGGAUUAGCCACCACGUUUCUGGUGGCUGUUUUCUGCUACAUCCGUGCUACUGGAAGUUGAGCUGUGGAGCCUGGCUCCCCUACUAAUUCAGACUCAUCUCUUGGGAGGAACAAUGGGGAGCCUGCAGCUUCUCCUACUCAUUAUUCACUCACUAUUAGCAACCAAAAGUGAAAUCAAAUGAAAGGGGAUUAUGAAUAUCAAGUACAUAUAUUUAGUACAGAAUUAUGAAAAAUUCUUAUUCAAAUUAUAGUUG
Molecule: messenger RNA, 841 nt
Organism: Sesamum indicum (sesame)
Lineage: Eukaryota; Viridiplantae; Streptophyta; Magnoliopsida; Lamiales; Pedaliaceae
Source: RefSeq, a predicted model, not a curated record